AUGAAAGACCCCGUCGGUGCCAUACAGACGCUGCGUCGGCUGCAUCGCGAGACUCCGAUCGGGCAGGAGAACAACGAACUCUACGAAUGGGCCGAUAAGUUCCUCUGCGUCCUAGCGGUCGAUCAGGACUGGGCUCAAGAGCCGCAGCGGAGACUUGUACGGGCAGAUCUCGCGAACGUCUGCCUUGAUAUCAUCAUGCGUGCGGACUUCUGGCAGAGCCAUUGGUACUUCUGCAUGCCCAUUUUGAGGAGCACUGCUAUGGUCGUGCAGCUUACGAGGAAAUACAAAGAUCCGAAGGUGGUGCAGGUGCUGAAUGGCCGUGCAAAAGCACUGUGGCGAAGUGUUUGGGAGAGAAAAACGCAGUGGAAGUCCCUCCUAACUCAUGCGGAUCGACAAGAGAACCAUCAAGAGCCUCUCGUUCAGCUGUUAUCGGGUUAUGGUAACCUUUACAUUGAUCAGGGCCAAUUGCCUUACUUGAAUACAUAUAUGCCGCACGUUGGCUUGCACGCAUGGUUACAGUACGGCGACGACGGUCCGGUUUUGGAACCCAUUCGCAAUGCCGUCAUGGGUCUCAUGGCGGUGGACCAAGAAGCCUGCCGGAAAUUCUUUCGAGACGAGGGGAUCUCUGGCGCUGUUGCUGAGAAAGUCGUAUCAAAGAUCAAACAAGAAUUCGUGCGAUCCGAUAGCGCCCAGGAGUUCGUUCAUCUAUCUCCAUUCUUGUUUACCUUCACGAACUGUCGCGAACUUUUCCCCUUCUAUGAGCCUUACUCGCUCAUUCACGAAGUGUCUACGUUACUAGACCGGCUCUGCGCCGGAGUAGGAACACGCGAAGAGAAGUUAACGUCUGCCAACACAGCUCUGACGUACAUCUCAGAGUACAGUGCCACAGCUCAAGAUGUGCUCAGCGGGAAAUCCACCGGCCGUCUCGGCAUAGAUGGAGGGGACCUAGUGCACAUCUUUGCAACCGGUGUUCUAUUACUUGCAUCGGAUGGUGGUGGUCGAGUCGAAAACAAUAUAGAUGCGGAUGUAUGCGAGAAGUUGGAGAACCUCAUAGGUGGAUGGACGAUAAGAGAUAUGGAAGAGGCUUCCGCCCUAUUGCGUUCCUUCCAAAACGACGUAACGUCGUGCGCCCGCUCAGAAUGGUGGCCAAGCCUGCAACGUCUGCAGAUCACUAUACGUCGCGCCGGUCCGAACGUCAACGCCUCCCGAUUGAAAAGGCUCGCAAAGAGCUGGGUUGCUUUUGGAACAGCCCUGGGUUUGAUCAUUGAUCAGGAACGUACGCGACAUAGAGAAGCGAUGCGGAGCCGAUGCUCUUGGGUGGAAUGCAAAUACCACCGUGAGAAUAUCGGCGACGUCGUGUUAUCGACGUGUAAAGGUUGUGGGGAAGUCAAAUACUGCGGACGCGAGUGCCAGAGAAACGAUUGGUCGAAGGGCGGACAUAAAGCAUACUGUAAGAGGAUCAAGGCAUAA
Molecule: messenger RNA, 1470 nt
Organism: Peniophora sp. CBMAI 1063
Lineage: Eukaryota; Fungi; Basidiomycota; Agaricomycetes; Russulales; Peniophoraceae
Source: the annotation of a GenBank genome assembly